This is a messenger RNA of Poecilia reticulata (guppy), 946 nucleotides long. NCBI's taxonomy places the organism in Eukaryota, Metazoa, Chordata, Actinopteri, Cyprinodontiformes, Poeciliidae. The record is from RefSeq and is a predicted model, not a curated record.
CUGUCGAUCUAAAAGUUAGACUGAUAUUUUUAAUAAUUAAAAUAGAUCAUUAAGUUUUUCUAGUUUCCAAUAGUCCAAUAGCCUAUAGGGAAAAAAAGACUUUCCUACUAUUCAGCAGGUUCAAGGGUUAUACAUUUUAUUAUUCUAGGUUUUUAAGUAAGAUGGAACUGUUAUAAUAAAUGUGUAGAAACCUUGCAAAAUAUUAUGAUCAGUGUAAAAGCCCAUUAACAUUUUUUCCAAAGAUAAAUGUUAAAACUGUUUUCUUUGCAUGUUAGAAAUGAGGUUAUGCAAAGCAAAUAAUUUUGAUGGGUCUGAUCUCAACAUUCUACUCCACAAGGCGUUCUCUUCUAUGGUGCUGAGCAACUUCUCUACUGACUGCAAGCGGAUAUCCGGGGAGAUCUUUGAACGCACCAUGCCGUCUGCAGGAUAUUGGAGGCCGAGCCAGAGGACGGGUUUUCCCAGCAGUCCCAGUGAAUAUGCAUCUGUGGCAGCUCAGACUGUGAUUGGCCAAGUUCUAGAGGCUGUUGUGCCAUUGUCAGAAGAUGCUCACGUCCAAGCACUAACUGUCACGAUGACGGCUUUCAUGGAGGCAUGGAUGGAGCACAUAUUAAAGCAGAAGAUCAAAUUCAGUCUGCAGGGGGCGCUGCAGCUGAAGGAAGACUUUGAUUCUGUCAGGGAGAUGAUCAAGUCUGACAAGUACGGUCUGUCAGCCGAACUUCACCAGAGACUCCUCAGCCUGAGGUAACACUACCACGGUUCACACUGAUCUGACUUAUUGGCUUAUCUGCUGCAUUUCCAUAUUGUUGAACUGCCAAGGUGAGCCACAAUCUGAGCAUGCUCUUGUGCUAAAGCAAGAUGGAGUCCAAGCAUCCAAAUCCAAAAUGUUGAAAGAAAAUGGUGACAGAAUGAGAAAUGAGAGCAUAUGAGACACAAAAACAUAAGGGCC